This is a messenger RNA of Diorhabda sublineata, 9433 nucleotides long. Its product is annotated as CUGBP Elav-like family member 1. Gene Ontology annotation, molecular function: mRNA 3'-UTR binding. The record is from RefSeq and is a predicted model, not a curated record. Bases 403 to 1983 code for a protein of 526 amino acids. Gene Ontology annotation, cellular component: cytoplasm; ribonucleoprotein complex; nucleus. Gene Ontology annotation, biological process: regulation of alternative mRNA splicing, via spliceosome; mRNA splice site recognition. Lineage: Eukaryota; Metazoa; Arthropoda; Insecta; Coleoptera; Chrysomelidae. The transcript is spliced from 9 exons.
AGUACACCAGCGUUGGGCGACACGAAACGACGCCCGAUAUUCUCAUAAAAACGACGUCGCGUAAAUCUUUUGUUUUGAUUUCUAUAGCGAUGCAUCCGUUAUGUUUGUUUAAUGAAAAGGUGUGAAAAAAGUGCGGAAAAUUUUACGUAAAGUGAUCUUAUCAGAGUGUGGGAUGGUCUAAUUUUAAACGCCCUAACCCAAAUUGUGCGAUACCUACGCGCUCUGUGUUUGUAAUAAAAAGGGAAAAUAUUUUUUUUUUUUUUUUGGAAAAUUCUCGUAGACCAGCGAUGACAGUGACAGAUCGGCUGAAAAGGUGACUGUGUCGUGUGAAACCGGCCUCGGACGGUACGUGGAUGUUAGUUCGCAGUUGUUGUACGAUAACAGUCGUGAGAUCGGUAUCGAAUGAGAAUGUUGCACCAAAUGGACGCGUAUAGCGAAAAAUUAUCGGCUGGUGGUGGCGCUAGUGUCGUCGUAGGCCCUAUCAGCCCUAAUCAUUCUUCUAUAUUGGAUUCCAACGUAAAUAGGAUGCAUCCCUAUUUGAAACAAGUCGCCAACGGUGCUGUCACUAAAAGUUCCCUGGUCAUGAACAACAACAACAACAACAACUUAACGAACCAAGCCAAUAACAACAACAACAACAACAACAACAACAUCAGUAGUCACAAUAAUAAUUUGUUGAAUGCAACAAACGCGAAUGUGGUGGCGUCGCAAGCCCAAUCGAAAAUCGUCGGGGCCGAACAACAGGAACAACCGGACAGCGACACUAUAAAAAUGUUUGUGGGACAAGUGCCUCGUUCUAUGGAUGAAACUGAACUCCGGAAAAUGUUCGAAGAAUACGGCAGAGUACAUUCUAUAAACGUGUUGAGGGAUAAAGCCACCGGAGCCAGUAAAGGUUGUUGUUUCGUGACAUUUUUCACAAGGAAAGCCGCCCUUCAGGCACAAGACGCUCUGCAUAAUGUGAAAACUUUGAACGGGAUGCAUCAUCCAAUUCAAAUGAAACCGGCCGACAGCGAGAACAGAAACGAACGAAAAUUAUUCGUCGGUAUGUUGAGUAAGAAGCUGUGCGAAAACGACGUGCGCGCCAUCUUCAACGGAUACGGCACCAUCGAAGAAUGCACCGUUUUGAGAGAUCCGGCCGGCAAUUCUCGCGGUUGCGCCUUCGUCACUUUCGCAUCGAAACAAUCCGCCUUAAGUGCCAUAAAAGGUCUUCACCAAUCCCAAACGAUGGAAGGUUGUUCGGCGCCGUUGGUGGUGAAAUUCGCCGAUACGCAAAAAGAAAAGGAAAUGAAAAGGCAACAACAGUUGCAAGCUAACGUUUGGAACGCCCUCGCCGCUCCGACUCUAGCUUCGCCGCCGCAGCAAUUUUCUCCGGUCCUACCGACGGAAACGGCGUCGCUGCAACUGCUCCAAGCUAUGGGCGGCGCCGGUCUAUUGCAACAACAAUUCCUCAACAGUACGGAUAAUCUAUUGGCUCCGAUAGGGAUGCAAAAUCUGGUGACUUUGGCGGCUAUGUCGCAACCGACUACCGCGGCUACCGCCCCUCUGUGUAUGGCCAGUUUGUUGGGGAAGGGCGCGGGGGUCGAAAGGACGCUUAACGCGAGUUUACAUCCAGCGGCGAUUUCGACGCCCGAUUUAUCGUCGUACGGAUCGUUGAUUAGUAACGCUACGAUUAAUGCGGCUGCGCUGGCGGCGGCGGGAAAACAAAUCGAAGGUCCGGACGGUUGCAAUCUAUUCAUCUAUCACUUACCCCAAGAAUUUACCGAUACUGACCUGGCGUCGACGUUUCUUCCUUUCGGUCCCGUCAUAUCUGCCAAGGUGUUUAUAGAUAAACAGACGAAUCUGUCGAAAUGUUUCGGUUUCGUGUCUUUCGAUAACGGACAUUCGGCCCAACAAGCCAUAUCGGCGAUGAACGGAUUCCAAAUAGGCACCAAAAGGCUAAAAGUACAAUUGAAAAGAGCCAAGGAUGCCUCGAAACCUUACUAGCCAAAGAAGUGGGAAGGAAACCUAGUCAGUCAACGCCCGGGAAUUAUUUCAAACAUUUCGUCAUAUGAAAAGGUAUUAGGGGGGGCUUUGUCCGACUAGUCUACUAUCCAGCACAGUGCCAGUGCAGUGCGUCUCAGGAUCUAGCUGCUAUUUUUAUGAACUGUGAGAUAUUUUUAAUAGUUAACUGCGGUCGAAACGCCGCUUUAUAAAUUCAAAAUUAUGUAUAUGACGAGGAUGUUCGACUUUAUUUGGAUUAAACGGAGAUUUUGAUCGAAAAAAAUAAAAAAAUUGAAAAAAAUAAAAAAGAAAAACAAAAUGCUAGCGGCGAGGUAAAGUGAAUGGCCAGUAAAAUUUACGUCAGCUAGAAACGCCAAAAAAAAACAUACGACUGAAAAAAAAAUUUGUUCCGGGGCACGCAAAAUUCAUGUGCAAUUUAAUUGUGGGCCGAAACAAGAUACGAAACUAUAUAAUUUCAUUUUUAAAGUUUAUUAAUCGAAUUUGCUAAAAAUUUUUAAAAUUAAUCUACAUUUUUUAUCAUAUUUUUUAAUAAUUAUUGUUAUAAUUGCAGUGGGAAAAACAGGGGAGGGGGGCGUUGUACUAUUUGAAAUAUAUUUUUGCUUUUUUCUCCAUUCGAAUUCAUAUUUUUCCCCCAAUUUCAAAAAUAGACUGUUUUUCAUCAUUUCCCGAAUUUUGAAUAAUAGAAAUAGGGGGGGGGGCUUCAAUGUGGCAGAAAACUUCGCCAUUUUGCAUUCCUCUCUAAUCAAAUUCGUAUUUAUUCCCCUAAUUUCACAAAUGGAAUACUUGGUUCAUUUUUAUUUUUUUCUUCAUUUUUUUUUGAAUAUUUAAACCUAAAUUAAUUGCAAUAAAAAAUCGUAUUUUUGUAAUUUGGAAAAAAGCAUCAAUGUGACAAGAAACUUUGCCUUUUCUGUAUUUUUUUCCAAUUUUUCAUCGAGUUUUACUUUUUUUUUUCGUCAGUUGCAAUUAAAAUGCGUUUUUAUAAUUUCAAUAACAAAAAUUGGGGGGCACUUGAGUUAUUAAAAUUUUCAUAAUUCAAAUAAUAAAAAACAAAGGGCAUUGAAAUGAAAUCAAUUCCAAUAAUGAUGCCCCCAGGGGGGUUACUCCCUUCCAAAUAUUUUUCUCCCUAUAUUUGGUCUAUUUUUUGAAAUAGAAAGAAUUUUUCCAUAAUUUCAGUAAGAGGGGGCGUACAUUUUUUCUAUUUUUUUGCCCAACUUUACCCUGUUGAUUGAUUGAAAUGAAAAUCAUAUUUUUAUAAUUCAAAUAAUAAAAAUCAGGGGGCGCUAAUGUGUUUAAUUCAAAUUUUCUUCUUUUAUAUGACUUUUUUUCACAAUUUUUAUACACAAUUAAUUGAAAUAAAAUUAUUUUUUUCUUAUAAUUUUGAUAAUAAAAACCCAAGGGGAGUUUUACUAUUUCAAAUAAUUGAUUCACGUUUUCGUUUUUCUCUUUUUCACGUCCAAUUUUUCAAUUGUUAAUAAAUUGCAAUAAAACGAAUAUUAAUUAAAUUUAUUUCGGAUAAUUAUUAUCAAAAAUGAUAAAAAAAUGAAUAUAAAACGGAAUUUUUGGAAAAGAUACUUUAAAAAUAAAUGAAACACUGGUGGUUCCAUUAAAAAUAUAUAAAUUUGUAUUGUUGCUUUGGAACACCCUGUACGUACCUGAUGAUUCGCCCUGUUGUUGUUUAUCGUUUGUUUAUAUGUGAAAAUUUCAAUUUUCAGUUAGAUUAAAGGAAAAAACUAUACAGUUUGUCGUCCAUUUAUAUAAAAAUACAAAUUUUAUUAUAUUGACAAAAAAUGGGGUUUUUAAAUUUAGAAAAAAAAUUUUUCGCUUCUUAAAAUUUAAAAAAAUUGUGAUUAAUAAAACGUAAAUAAUUUUUCAAAAAUAAAUCAUUUUUUAUAGUUUUAUGAAAUUUUAGUUGCUUUUAAAUAUGAUAAUUUGUUGUAAAGGGGGUCAAAACAUAUAAAAAAAUAUAAUUCUAAUAAAUAAAUAGAAAAUAAUUCAAUUCCCAGAAUCAUUAUUAGGUUAAAAUCAAUAAUUUAGAAUAAAAUAUUUUUUUUGCAAUUUUUGGUUUUUUGUUAAAAUAAACUCUAUACAAAGGGACAAAAUUUAUUAAGUUUUUGAUCCAUUUGUAUAUGAAUUUUUUUAAUAAAUUACAAUUGUCCCAAUCUAUCCAAAUAAUUUGGUUAAAAUUCGAAAAAAUUCAGAAAUUAAUUCAUUAAAUUUUACCCCAAACGGUGUUGAGCUAAAUUUUUGUCUCGAACUCAAUUUAAAAAAAAUUCUAUUUAUUUCUUUACGAUUAUCCACGGAUAUUUUUCAACAUUCCCCACCUAUUUUAUAUCAAUUUUUUUUAUUUUCUAUAUUUUUCGAAUGUAUUGAAAAAAAUUUCAUCCUAAAUUUUCUUUUCGAAACUAAUAAAUUAUUAAUAAUAAUUUAAAAAAAUGAUUUUAUUGAAUUUUGUUAAGGAAACUGUUGAUUUUAGAAAAAAAUUACGACAUCCAAAAAUAUUUUAAAUAAUAUUAAAAAAAAGACGAAAAAUAAAAUUUCGAGUUUCCAUUUUCUGUAUUUUCUCGUUUAUAUUCAAAAGUAUUGGUAUUUUUAUUUUCGAUAUUUUUCGAAUGUAUUGAAAAAAAUUUCAUCUUAAAUUUUCUUUUCGAAACUGAUAAAUUAAAUAGAAUAAAUUAUUAAUAAAUUGAAAAAAAAUGAUUUUAUUGAAUUUUGUCAAGGAAACUGUUGAUUUUAGAAAAAAAUUUCGACAUCCAAAAAUAUUUUAAAUGUUCCGAUAAUAAAAAAAAAGAUGAAAAAUAAAAUUUCGAGUUUCCAUUUUCUGUAUUUUCUCGUUUAUAUUCAAAAGUAUUGGUAUUUUUAUUUUCGAUAUUUUUCGAAUGUAUUGAAAAAAAUUUCAUCUUAAAUUUUCUUUUCGAAACUGAUAAAUUAAAUAGAAUAAAUUAUUAAUAAAUUGAAAAAAAAUGAUUUUAUUGAAUUUUGUCAAGGAAACUGUUGAUUUUAGAAAAAAAUUUCGACAUCCAAAAAUAUUUUAAAUGUUCCGAUAAUAAAAAAAAAGAUGAAAAAUAAAAUUUCGAGUUUCCAUUUUCUGUAUUUUCUCGUUUAUAUUCAAAAGUAUUGGUAUUUUUAUUUUCGAUAUUUUUCGAAUGUAUUGAAAAAAAUUUCAUCUUAAAUUUUCUUUUCGAAACUGAUAAAUUAAAUAGAAUAAAUUAUUAAUAAAUUGAAAAAAAAUGAUUUUAUUGAAUUUUGUCAAGGAAACUGUUGAUUUUAGAAAAAAAUUUCGACAUCCAAAAAUAUUUUAAAUGUUCCGAUAAUAAAAAAAAAGACGAAAAAUAAAAUUUCGAGUUUCCAUUUUCUAUAUUUUCUCGUUUAAACACCCUGUAUAUAUUCAAAAGUAUUGGUAUUUUUAUUUUCGAAAUUUUUCUCGUAAUCUCUGCAUAUUUAAAAAAAAAUAAUCUCAAAGUUUCUUUUUGAAACUGAUAAAUUAAGUAGGAAGAAAUAUCGAUAAAUAAAAAAAUUGAUUUUAUUGAAUUUUUUUACUAAAAGCUUUGAUUUUAAAGAAAAAUUACCUAAUCCAAAAAUAUUGUAAAUGUUUAGAGAAUGUUAAAAAAAAAACGAAAAAAAAAAUGUUCGUCGUCAUUUUCUAUGUUUUCUCGUAUAAACACCCUGUAUAUAUUAAAAAGUUGAUGGUAUUUUUUGUUAUUUUUACCGUUUAAAAAAUUAGCUUGCCGCUAACGUUAUUUCACAAAACUCCGUUUAAUCUAAACCGAUUUUUUCUUUUAUUUUCUUGUUUUUUUUUCCUUUUAAUGGGGUUUAUUUAUGUCGUGUUGGUUCGACGAAGUUUUUCUUUUAUUUUUAUGUUGUUCGUGGCUUCUAGCGCGUAAAGCACAUCCUAUGUUGUUUAUUUACAUAUAUAAAAAAAUUUUGAAAAAAAUCUAGGCCAUAUAUAUGUGAAAAUAACGUUGAGUGAUUAAUUUCGUUUUUGUUUUGGAGUCUACCUAGUUUGUUGGUAGUGACUAUUUUUCCAGCCGGUUUAUUUUCACGUUAGUCGGACGAAUAGUUAUUGUUUUUAUUAUUAUUAUUAUUAUUAUUAUUAUUAAUAUCCGUUUCUUUUUCUUUUUAAUUUAUAUGAACAAGUGAAACAUCUGGAGCAUGAACUUUUUGAAUUGUACCUUUAUUUUUUAUUGUUAAUGAUUAAACCAAAGUACAGACCAAAAAAAAAAUAUAUCAACCGCUGUUUGUGUUAAUCCACCGCAGGGACUGUAUGUAAGUGGCGGGAAACGAACGCAACUCCAAAAAAUUUACAGCUACAUCCGUCGAUUUGAAUUUUAUAAAGUUUUAACUUGCAACAAACACCUAAAUAUGAAAAUAAUUCUACGAAUUAUUGGAGGUUUAAAUCGGUUUUUUUAAUACGUAUCACACUCUAAUACAACAAGGGUAGAGUCAUACUUUAUUCCUCAACGAUUGUGGUUGGCAAAAAAAAUGAAAUUAAAAAGUCCAAGAGGGUGAAAAAUUGAAAAAAUUCUUAUAAAAUGGACUCUGGGUGUGUUCAAACAAGUCGAAUAAUUAAAAUCAAAUUUGGGACGUGUACCAACAAGUCAAAUGUUUGAAAAAAGUUUAUGGAUGUGUGCUAACAUGUCAUAUUUUGAUAAUUACCUAAAUAGGUUCAAACGUCAAUAUUUAACUGUUUUCUCAAACUUGUUUUUAAUCGAAAUAGACCGAAAAUGAAGAGAAUUUAUCAAAAAAAUCAUAUUUGGAGGUCCAAAAAGUGAAAACAUUGGAAGAAAUUCUUGAAAACCGAGCAUUGGGUGUGAGCAAACAAGUCAAAUACUUCAAAUCAAGUUUUGGAUGUGUGCCAACAAGUCAAAUGCUCGAAAACAAUUUAUGAAUGGAUGCCAAAAAGUCAUUUUUUGAUAAUUACCGAAAAUAGAUUGAAACGUCAAUUUUUAUUGUUUUUCGAAAUUAAUUUUGUAUCGAAAUAGACCUAAAAUUGAGACGAUUUAUCAAAAAAAUCAUACAAAAAGAUCUAAGAAUUUAAAAAAAUUGAAGAAAUUCUUGACAAAUGAGUCAAAUUCUUAAAAUCAAGUUUGGGAUGUGUCCGGACAAGUCAUAUUUUGAUAAAGAUCGAAAUUGACGUAGAAUCAAGGCGUUUUAUAACAAAAUAUCAUAUUAUAAGGUCCAAAAAGUAAAAAAUCGGAGAAAUUAUCAAUAAAUCAACUGUGGAUGUGAUCAAACAAGUCAAAUUCUUAAAAUCGAGUUUGGGAUGUGUCCGGACAAGUCAUAUUUUGAUAAAGAUCGAAAUUGACGUAGAAUCAAGACGUUUUAUAACAAAAUAUCAUAUUAUAAGGUCCAAAAAGUAAAAAAUCGGAGAAAUUAUCAAUAAAUCAACUUUGGAUGUGAUCAAACAAGUCAAAUUGUUAAAAUCGAGUUUGGGAUGUGUCCGGACAAGUCAUAUUUUGAUAAAGAUCGAAAUUGACGUAGAAUCAAGACGUUUUAUAAAAAAAUAUCAUAUUAUAAGGUCCAAAAAGUAAAAAAUCGGAGAAAUUAUCAAUAAAUCAACUGUGGAUGUGAUCAAACAAGUCAAAUUGUUAAAAUCGAGUUUGGGAUGUGUCCGGCCAAGUCAUAUUUUGAUAAAGAUCGAAAUUGACGUAGAAUCAAGACGUUUUAUAACAAAAUAUCAUAUUAUAAGGUCCAAAAAGUAAAAAAUCGGAGAAAUUAUCAAUAAAUCAACUGUGGAUGUGAUCAAACAAGUCAAAUUCUUAAAAUCGAGUUUGGGAUGUGUCCGGACAAGUCAUAUUUUGAUAAAGAUCGAAAUUGACGUAGAAUCAAGACGUUUUAUAACAAAAUAUCAUAUUAUAAGGUCCAAAAAGUAAAAAAUCGGAGAAAUUAUCAAUAAAUCAACUGUGGAUGUGAUCAAACAAGUCAAAUUCUUAAAAUCGAGUUUGGGAUGUGUCCGGACAAGUCAUAUUUUGAUAAAGAUCGAAAUUGACGUAGAAUCAAGACGUUUUAUAACAAAAUAUCAUAUUAUAAGGUCCAAAAAGUAAAAAAUCGGAGAAAUUAUCAAUAAAUCAACUUUGGAUGUGAUCAAACAAGUCAAAUUGUUAAAAUCGAGUUUGGGAUGUGUCCGGACAAGUCAUAUUUUGAUAAAGAUCGAAAUUGACGUAGAAUCAAGACGUUUUAUAACAAAAUAUCAUAUUAUAAGGUCCAAAAAGUAAAAAAUCGGAGAAAUUAUCAAUAAAUCAACUUUGGAUGUGAUCAAACAAGUCAAAUUCUUAAAAUCGAGUUUGGGAUGUGUCCGGACAAGUCAUAUUUUGAUAAAGAUCGAAAUUGACGUAGAAUCAAGACGUUUUAUAAAAAAAUAUCAUAUUAUAAGGUCCAAAAAGUAAAAAAUCGGAGAAAUUAUCAAUAAAUCAACUUUGGAUGUGAUCAAACAAGUCAAAUUGUUAAAAUAAAGUUUGGGAUGUGUCCGGCCAAGUCAUAUUUUGAUAAAGAUCGAAAUUGACGUAGAAUCAAGACGUUUUAUAACAAAAUAUCAUAUUAUAAGGUCCAAAAAGUAAAAAAUCGGAGAAAUUAUCAAUAAAUCAACUGUGGAUGUGAUCAAACAAGUCAAAUUCUUAAAAUCGAGUUUGGGAUGUGUCCGGACAAGUCAUAUUUUGAUAAAGAUCGAAAUUGACGUAGAAUCAAGACGUUUUAUAACAAAAUAUCAUAUUAUAAGGUCCAAAAAGUAAAAAAUCGGAGAAAUUAUCAAUAAAUCAACUUUGGAUGUGAUCAAACAAGUCAAAUUGUUAAAAUCGAGUUUGGGAUGUGUCCGGACAAGUCAUAUUUUGAUAAAGAUCGAAAUUGACGUAGAAUCAAGACGUUUUAUAAAAAAAUAUCAUAUUAUAAGGUCCAAAAAGUAAAAAAUCGGAGAAAUUAUCAAUAAAUCAACUUUGGAUGUGAUCAAACAAGUCAAAUUGUUAAAAUAAAGUUUGGGAUGUGUCCGGCCAAGUCAUAUUUUGAUAAAGAUCGAAAUUGACGUAGAAUCAAGACGUUUUAUAACAAAAUAUCAUAUUAUAAGGUCCAAAAAGUAAAAAAUCGGAGAAAUUAUCAAUAAAUCAACUGUGGAUGUGAUCAAACAAGUCAAAUUCUUAAAAUCGAGUUUGGGAUGUGUCCGGACAAGUCAUAUUUUGAUAAAGAUCGAAAUUGACGUAGAAUCAAGACGUUUUAUAACAAAAUAUCAUAUUAUAAGGUCCAAAAAGUAAAAAAUCGGAGAAAUUAUCAAUAAAUCAACUUUGGAUGUGAUCAAACAAGUCAAAUUGUUAAAAUCGAGUUUGGGAUGUGUCCGGACAAGUCAUAUUUUGAUAAAGAUCGAAAUUGACGUAGAAUCAAGACGUUUUAUAACAAAAUAUCAUAUUAUAAGGUCCAAAAAGUAAAAAAUCGGAGAAAUUAUCAAUAA